This is a messenger RNA of Marchantia polymorpha subsp. ruderalis, 1240 nucleotides long. The record is from the annotation of a GenBank genome assembly. NCBI's taxonomy places the organism in Eukaryota, Viridiplantae, Streptophyta, Marchantiopsida, Marchantiales, Marchantiaceae.
UUCAGGUCUGGCGAAUGGCACAACUGUGUAUCGGGUGGUCUUUCAGUCGAGGACAGGAGCUGCCGGUGUCAUAUCCAUCAUACACUCCGUACUUGCGUAAUAGGAACUCGAUGAUUGUCAUCUUUCGCCACGAAGUCAGUGAAUUUUUCAACGCGAGUACUUCAAGCGCCUGUCCCAUAACUUCUCUUCAGAAGCUCAGAAUAGUUUGUCAUUCUGAUCGCAUCACUCAUCUGCAGCAGCAUCGGGUGACCACGGCUGCAAGUACUGCAGAAACUCCGCAGCGCAGAAUGUCUGUCGAGCCUUAUUUUUUAUUUGACAUCAGUUCGUUGAGAAUGAAACUGACAAGGCUUUUAGAAAGAGAGCAUGCGACUGUGCUUCGAGCAUGGAGAAAGUGAGCCGGUUGCCACUUCCAUAGCAUCAGAUCUGAGCUCUGAUGAUGCUCAUUCCGAUCUGUCCAGAUUCCGGAUGCUCCAUUUUCCUUCACAUCUUUCUUUGGAUGCCAGAGUUUCGUGGUCUUCAAGGACGAUGCAUAGUCAUCUGUCGAGAAGGAAGCCAUUCACAGGCUUGGCCUGGCCCAAGGUCAAAGUUGAAGCCGUCGAAGCUGUCGAAGCUGUCACCUGCUCCUACUCCGGUGACCAAAUGAUGUGGCAGCAAGUGGCAUGGAGAUGAUGUCGUCAUCUACUUCAUAAUCUACAUUUAGCCGUAGAGAGAGAUUAAAAAUUAUCUUCGAGUUGGCAACAUCACACAAGAUUUCAGGACAUGUGCGAAAGCCUGUAAUCGCAUUGCAUUAAGUAAUCGGGAUUUUUGGCAUGAGUGCAGCCAGUGUAGCGAAUUUUCUAUUCAUGUAAAAGAACUUACAGAUACAUUCUAAAAACACAACAUUUACUCUUCCUGUUCUCAUGAGACACAAGCUGCUAGAGCUUACAUUGCAUGCUGUUCAUGCGUGCAGGCAGAUUGAUAUUUGACAAAACAUUUCUUGUAUCGAUGAAGGCCAGGCCAAGUCAAUUAUGUACACUGUCAGGCUACAUGGGUGACAGCGAGGAUCAACAUUUGCCAUCAGUGGUGUGCUUGAGUUGCUUACGUUCUUGUGAGAUGUUCCUCUGACUGGUUUCUUAAAUUGCAUUAGGAGCUUGUUUGGGUGUCCAAGCAGUAACAGGAAAAUUAUAUGAGCUUGAUUCAAUCGACCACAAACUCUUAUGCACAAUUUAUAACGCAAAAAGUCCUCAUUUCAGAUGCACGA